Messenger RNA from Debaryomyces hansenii CBS767, 1557 nucleotides. Its product is annotated as RNA-binding GTPase. The record is from RefSeq and is a predicted model, not a curated record. Gene Ontology annotation, cellular component: nucleolus. The transcript has a single exon. Bases 1 to 1557 code for a protein of 518 amino acids. NCBI's taxonomy places the organism in Eukaryota, Fungi, Ascomycota, Pichiomycetes, Serinales, Debaryomycetaceae. Gene Ontology annotation, molecular function: GTP binding.
AUGAGAGUUAAGAAGCCAACAUCAAAGAGAUCUACCACCCGUAUGAGGGAAGGUAUCAAAAAGAAGGCAGCUGCACAAAAUAGAAAGAAUAAAAAAUUAUCGAAGAAAGAUGUCACCUGGAAAUCAAGAAAUAAGAAAGAUCCUGGUAUUCCAGCCAGUUUCCCAUACAAGGACAGAAUUAUUACAGAAUUAGAAGAAGGUAGAAAACUAGACAAAGCUAGAAAGGAUGAAUUGAAAUUGCAGAGACAAAAGGAAAGAGAAGAGGCUUUAGCUAAGGGAGAAGUUAUUGAUGAUGUGAUGGAAGAAGAUGAAGAAGAUGACCAAGAGGGUGGAUUAGCAGCAUUAUUAGAAUCGGCACAACAAGCAGCUCAAGACUACGAUGGUGUUGAAGAAGAAAGUGAUGGGAUGACUGAUUCUGAUGCAGAUGUCGAAUAUGAAUUAAGUGAUCCUGAAGAUGAUGAGGAGGAUAAAAGUGAAUUAGACAAGUCUCGUAAGGCAUAUGACAAAAUUUUCAAGACUGUCGUUGAAGCAUCCGAUGUUGUGUUGUAUGUGUUAGAUGCUAGAGAUCCAGAAGCAACAAGAUCAAGAAAAGUUGAACAAGCUGUUUUACAGAAUCCUGGUAAGAGAUUAAUAUUGGUAUUGAAUAAGGUUGAUUUGAUUCCAACUAAUGCUUUAGACCAAUGGCUCAACUUUUUAAAAUCAUCAUUUCCAACUGUUCCAGUUAAAGCUGCAUCAGGUGCUAACUCCAACUCAUUUAAUAAAAACUUAACUUCAACUAUGACUGCGAAUUCGUUAUUACAAGCUUUAAAGAGUUAUGCUACUAAGGCUAAUUUGAAGAGAUCUAUCAUAGUAGGUGUAAUUGGGUACCCGAAUGUUGGUAAAUCUUCUAUAAUUAACGCUUUAACCAAUAGACAUAGUAAUAACACCAAAGCUUGUCCUGUUGGUAACCAAGCUGGUGUUACCACAUCGAUGAGGGAAGUUAAAAUCGAUAAUAAAUUGAAGGUUUUGGAUUCUCCAGGUAUAGUAUUCCCUGAUGAACUUACAAACAGCAAAAAGUCUAAAUCUAAUCAAGAAGCAAAAUUGGCAUUAUUAUCCGCAAUUCCUCCUAAACAAAUUUCUGAUCCAAUGGGUGCUGUUAAUAUGUUAUUAAAGAAAUUUUCAAAGGAUUCUGAGAUGGCUGAUGGAUUAAAGAAGUAUUAUCUGUUGCCUCCAUUACCAUCUUCUGACCUCAAUGAGUUCUCUAAACAAUUUUUAAUUCACAUUGCAAGAACUAAAGGAAGAUUGGGAAAGGGUGGUGUUCCAAACUUAGAAGCUGCAGCAAUGUCGGUAUUAAAUGAUUGGAGAGAUGGCAGAAUUAUUGGUUGGACUUUACCAAAAGCCUCAAAGAGUACCAGUGAUGGUAUUGAUGUAGCUGACGUAAAUAUUGAUGGUCCGAAAAGUUCUAUGAGAGGUGAAAAAGAACCUCCAAAAAUCGAACAAACUACUGUUGUUAGUACUUGGGCUAAGGAAUUCGAUUUAGAUGGUUUAUUGGGUGACAAUUUUGGCCUUUCUACCUAA